Molecule: messenger RNA, 3971 nt
Organism: Dermacentor andersoni
Lineage: Eukaryota; Metazoa; Arthropoda; Arachnida; Ixodida; Ixodidae
Product: treslin-like
Biological process (GO): regulation of DNA-templated DNA replication initiation; response to ionizing radiation; mitotic DNA replication checkpoint signaling
Cellular component (GO): nucleus
Molecular function (GO): chromatin binding
Source: RefSeq, a predicted model, not a curated record
UCCGUCAUGGCUUGAACGGCGCGUUGUGUGUGACUGUACAAAGUUUACGAGUGAUGUUUCUACUCGCGAAACAUGUUUCAGUCGACGAAAGUUGUAUUUUUGGUGGAUGUGGCGUCGUUCUUCAGCCGCGAAGACCGACUAAAUGUCGCUGACUACCAGCAUGCCGUGAACGCGGUCAAAUACUGCUGUCUGAAGUUUCUCACGCACUUCGGCACGCACAGGACCCGGUGGGGCUACAAGUUUUACAACAGCAAUGGCCUUGCCCGUCAGCGUAUGGAGAAGCGCCUCUUCUGCGAGUUUAAUCUGGAAACGUUCGAAGAUUUCGAGGACGAUCUCGUCAGGCGAUUUGAACACUACAGGCAAGCAUGCGAUGCAAUUGAUCGCAGUGGUUCUCGCAACGUAACCGAAAAAGAUCCCCCCUGCAGUGUGCUGCGUGCUGCACUAACGCAGAUAUUCUCCGAAUACCAGUGGGACGCUCCUAGCCUUUCAUCUCCCGUCAAGUGGAAAUCAAGAAAACGCAAAAGAAACUGCGUAAGUGAAACUUGCGAAUGUGAGGAGGAUGUAAACUACGUAUUUAACAUCUCGCCUUGCCCGCAUACCGACGACGACAUUGCCGCCUUCUUGGGCAGGCCGCCCACUGUCGAUGGGGAUGUUGCGGAUGAAAUUCUUCCUACCCAUGUCCGUCGCCUGCUCUUCGCCAACGCGUCAGCCAAGUUUUUCUGGAUUGAUACGACAUCCCUGGAAGCCGCCGUUGACCAUGGCACGACGGCUAGCCCCAAGCUUCGGAGUGCUAUAACGGCUCUUGGCGGAGACGUUAUAUGCAUAACGACACUUGUUGCUGCUGGAAGUGUUUGUCUAGGCCAAGACGGACGAGUAGCGACACAAGGGCCCCUUAGUGCUGUCCCUUUUUGUGAUGUGGCCGACUUUUAUUUUUCGACUACCAUCGGGGUCAAGGCUCAACAGCAGAUGACUCCCGUAGUGUAUAACGGGACCUGCAUUGGAUCGGCUGUGCUGUGCCAGAAUUCCUCCCGUGUGACUGAGGAGCGUGUCGCUGCGGAAGACUGGAAAGAGAUACGGAUAUUGUGUAGGACAGGACAAGAUGCUAAACUGUGCAUUUUUCAGUCCACUCGGGUACAUAUAUUUCGCUGUGUUGGAACGAGUUUGCAUACAUACUCAAAGACUCCUGCCACUGCACUGAGCGAAAUACUGUCCUGUCUUGUGAAUGGCAACAGUGCACUUUUUGUUGAACUGUCAUUCAAUCACUCAUGUCUCAGACACUUUGGUUUUCUGUUCCCCAUAGACCACACUUCAUUUUCUGUGCACAUUGUUACAGAGCCAAACCUGUUGACACCAAAGGCAUUGUUAGAAAAUGCUGGUAGUGAAUUCGCAGAUGGUAACAGAGGUGUAAUGGAACAUAUUGGCAUCCUGCGGAGAAGUAGUGAUUGUACACGUUUGGAAAAGCCCUUUGCAGCACAUGUACUUGAAAGGUGGUUUGUUCCUGUUUCCAUUGAUUGUGUAACUGAUGUUAGCAACAAAUGGGAACAUUCCACCUCUCAAGACUGCAUGCUCAGAAUGCUGCGACGAGAGUACCAGACAAAAUUCCCAGCCAGCAAGGGCAAGGGUGAACAUCGACUCAUGAGUGAUCAGCCCAAACGACCAGUGUCUGCACUUAAUAUGCGGAGAUGCCUUAGUGCCUCUUUUCCUGUUACGUCUGCAUCAGAAGCCAACAUUGAAAGCGCUUCAUUUAGCCAAACUGCACCCAUUGCAACAACUUGCUGUGAUGUCGACCAACUUGUCAUUCAGCUCAAGGAAUGUUAUGAUGCUGCACUUGAUGCAGAAUUGCCAGUAUCAUUGUUAACAUGUGCCCAGAACAUUGUCAGUGUGGUCAAGCGGUUUGCUGAGAGUCAAGAAAGGGAUUUAAGUAGUGGCGAAAUUGCGUGCAAGGUGCUUAGGACUCACUUUACUUUGAGCUGUGUUCAGAUUGCAGAGAAGUAUGUGACCCUUAAAGAUGAUGAUAGCUUCAAGCGCCGUGUUCGUGAAUAUCAGCUGCAAGCUCUGUUGGCAUUGGAGGAGGAGGUGAACUUUCAACCAGCGGGCAAUUGUGUGGAAAGAGUAACAUCCCUGCUUCGAACACUUUCCUUCAUCUACAACCCAGCAUGUGCUAGUGAAUUCUUGAAAGGUGUUGUGAGCAGCACCUAUCUAGCAACCCUUAAAGACAUUCUUAUUGAGAUUGGAGAGGAACUAAACAUUCAGAUUCUUUCCACCGAGCUUGACACUUCGCUUGCUUCUGAAGGGGACCUUUUUCAGCUGGGAUCUGUUCCCUCUCUGCAGUCACAGGAGUCUUAUUUGUCAAGUAUUCCAUCAUCAAUCAUCUUACAGCGAGGUGCUGAUAAUGCUAACGCAGCAGAGAACAAAGCCUUAGCCAGAGUAGAUCUCUCACAGCCACUAGCACUUGAAAAACGUCAGAUUGUGGUUAAGCAGGCUUUCUCAAAGCACAGAGCAAAUGAUUCCAAAGUGUCAAGGAAACAUUCAAAAAGGGUAAGGACAGAGGAUGUACAUAGUAAUGAAAAUGAAGUACAUGCCAAAAAAAAUUCGCAAAGGGGCAUAAUUUCAACACCAAAAGCAAAGCGUCGCCAUGUCCUAAAGACAACAUUUGUACCAGAGACACCUCAUGGAAAACAAGGACGAAGAGCUGUUCAGCGUCGGCAAGAGCUGCUGAGGCAAAAAUGUAGUGUUACCAUCACACUGCCAGUAGUAGAGGAAACUCCUGAAAAGAAACACUUCUCUCGACCAACAACUUCACAAUCUCAAACCCCGGUUAAAUAUGCUGCUGCAGAAAUACUGAGCCAUGCUGAAGUGCAGUGUGCUCAGAGCAGCAUGACGCCAAAGAGAAGCCUACGGCCAAAGAUGCUUUUUUCUCAUGUGCAAGCAACACCCCCUGAGUGGAACAGUUCGGAAUGCCUCUUCAGUUCUCCCGUUAGCAAUGUCUCUCCUGGUGUUAUUGAGCAGGUUGAGCAGACACCCAAAAAAUUUGUUUUCAGGGGCAAUGAGGUACAGCCAGGAAAUGAACCACAGUGUACCUUGACACCACGUAGAAGAGUUUCAAAGAAACUUCUGAGUUCUCCUUCAACACCAAAGUCAGCACUUCAUUGUGUCAGCAUUGUUGAUUCAUCUCCAGCUGCCAAGCGAAUGCUCUCAAAGUCGCCAAUUGCCACUUUGAGAAGGCAAACAUUGUUUCCAAAGGCUGAAACACCAAGACAGUUGUUCAGCAUGAAGAGUCAUGAAAGCUCGCCAAUUAAGGUUGUGGACUCUUUGGACAUUGUUGUGGCAGCUGAGGUGAGCUCUGACGUCCAGUCAUAUUCCAUCUCGGCAGAACAAAUUCUACAAGCAGACAAUGAUGCCAUGCUGACUGUGGCUUCUGCAUCAUCAGAAGCCUCAGUUAGCUCACCAGUGUUGCCAGAAUGCACAUCACGCUUUACAAGGAGCAAAUCGCGGGAAACAGGCCUUUCGCCACACGAACUGUUUGUGUUAUCGCAGAGGAGCCCAGUGAAAAAGGAAAACCAUGUGUCUAAGAAGAGAGGGAACAAAACAGUGAACUGUGCUGUGCUAAAAGACAAUGACCAAACUCCAAGGCAGUGUGUGACAAAAAAAAUUUCGUACACUCCUCCUUCUGCAUUGAGUUUGUUACACCUUACUAACUCUCCCAUGCUGUUAAAAAAGAGCAAAUGAUUGUGCUGGUGGGUUGUUUUAAUUACUGCAUUUAUUUGGCUAUCUGUACUUUUAUCUUGAGUGCAUACUAAGCUUGUUCUGAACGUCUAUGUUUUUAUUUUUGCUGAAAUAAUGUAAGUAUGUACAGAAAAUGGGGUUCAGCUGACACAUCAUUUUAUACUUGAAUCAGUGUCAUUUAUUGUACAGGGAAGAGUGGUGGAUGAAUGUUUGAAAUAAUCAAGGCCAUUUUACGUAAUCAUGCA